This is a messenger RNA of Plasmodium gallinaceum, 882 nucleotides long. It is a transcript of the gene EMC2, whose product is annotated as ER membrane protein complex subunit 2, putative. Gene Ontology annotation, biological process: protein folding in endoplasmic reticulum. The coding region runs from base 1 to 882 and encodes 293 amino acids. Gene Ontology annotation, cellular component: EMC complex. Lineage: Eukaryota; Apicomplexa; Aconoidasida; Haemosporida; Plasmodiidae. The transcript has a single exon. Gene Ontology annotation, molecular function: protein binding. The record is from RefSeq and is a predicted model, not a curated record.
AUGGUUGAAAACAAAGUUGUAUAUAAUAAAGAAAAUAAUUUAAAUUCUCUGGAAAAAUGUUAUCAAAAUUCUUUAGAAAAAAAUAUAUCAGAAUUAGUUAUAAUAUAUGGUACAAAACUAAUAAAAAGAAAUAUAAAAAAGGAUUCAUUUUAUAAAUGGAAUAUAUAUGAGAAUAUUUUAAGAGCAUCUAUUGAAUUGAAUUUAGAUGAAUAUAUAGAUAUAUAUUUUAAUAAAUUAAAUGAAAAAUUUGGUAACUUAAACGGAAAGAAAAUUGAUAUAUUAAAAGGAAUGAUUUAUGAAUCAAAAAAUAAAAAUACAGAAGCAUUAAAUAUUUAUAAGAAGUGUUUAUGCAAAUAUCCCUGUGAUCCCUUAGUAAGAACCAAAAUUAUUAACUUAAAAAAAAUAUUAGAAAAUGAUAUAAAUAAAGUUGUACAAUUAUUAAAUAAUCAUUUAAAAGAAUUUCCAUUAGAUUUAGAAUCAUGGCAUGAAUUAGCAGAAAUUUAUUUGAAAGAUUGUUUAUAUAGUUACUCAUUAUAUUGUUUUGAGGAAAUUUUAUUACAUUUACCAACUAAUUUAUAUUAUAUAUUAACGUGUGCAGAAUUAUAUUAUACAUUAAAUCAAUAUGAAUUAAGUAGUAAGUAUUUUUGCCUGUCUAUUAAAAUACAAAAUAAUAAUUUAAGAGGAUUAUGGGGAAUUAUACUCCUUAAUAUAACAAGAUAUUCAAAUAAAAAGACAAAAUUAUUAAAUGAUAAUGUAGAUAUUAUAUUAACUUUGAAAUGUAUUAAUAGAUUAUUUGAUUUAUAUAGUAAAUUAAAUAUAAACUUAUUAUACAAAAACUCUAUUCUUGAUUACUUAAAUCAGUUGAGAGAUAAUUUUAAGUAA